Pyrus x bretschneideri (Chinese white pear) is the source of this 3186-nucleotide messenger RNA. Its product is annotated as pentatricopeptide repeat-containing protein At2g03880, mitochondrial-like. NCBI's taxonomy places the organism in Eukaryota, Viridiplantae, Streptophyta, Magnoliopsida, Rosales, Rosaceae. Gene Ontology annotation, biological process: RNA modification. The record is from RefSeq and is a predicted model, not a curated record. Gene Ontology annotation, molecular function: protein binding; zinc ion binding; RNA binding.
UAAUUAGGUUAAAGUUGAUGAAUCAUUACUACAAUUUACUUUUUAAAUAAUAAAAUAUAGUUUGUAUUAAUAAGCAAGCUUUGAUAUUCAAAUGGGCCUGUAUCCAUUUUUCUGGCCCAAUUUCAGAUCAACUUGUUUCCGGGUUCUUCUAUCCCUUCCUUCGUUGCAUAGAAUCCAAAAGGACAUUUCUUUCAUCAAUUGGAUGAUGUUGAGGUCAGCUAUAUUUGUAAAGUUCGAACCUUGAUGAUCUACACGGCCAUUGAAAGGCGAAAGCUGGUUAUGAACAGAUUCAAUUCAUUUUUUAUCAAUUAUUCCCAUCAUUCCAGAUUCAAUCACAGAGGACUGACCCGUUUCCUCUGCAGCACUGUGGAUUCAACGGAGUCUAAGUUUCACUCCAAUUUACUUCUCAAUGAGCUGUCUAAAUCCGGCCGAGUCGAUGAGGCCCGCCAGAUGUUCGAUAAAAUGCCGAGCAGGGAUGAGUUUUCUUGGAACACUAUGAUAGCUGCUUAUGCCAACUCAGGAAGACUCGCUGAAGCAAAACAACUCUUUGAUGCGACCCCAAGUAAAAACUCCAUCACAUGGUCGUCAUUGAUAUCUGGGUACUGCCGAAAUGAGAGCGAAAGUGAAGCUUUCGAGUUGUUUUGGCGAAUGCAGUUCGAGGGGCAUAAGCCCAGCCAGUACACGUUGGGCAGUGUUCUGAGGUUGUGUUCAACACUGGGUUUGCUCCAGAGAGGUGCGCUUGUUCAUGGUUAUAUGACAAAGACCCAAUUUGACAAUAAUAUUUUCGUUGUCACGGGUUUGGUGGACAUGUAUGCAAAGUGCAAGCGCAUUUCAGAAGCUGAGUAUCUCUUUGUGACUCUGCCUGAUAGGAAAAACCACGUUUUGUGGACUGUCAUGCUUACUGGGUACUCUCAAAAUGGUGAUGGGUUUAAGGCAAUGAAGUUUUUCCGAGACAUGCGAGCAGAAGGGGUUGAAUCCAAUCAUUUUACGUUCCCUAGUGUAUUGACAGCUUCUGCGUCAGUCUUAGCACAUAGUUUCGGUGCUCAGGUGCACGGAUGUGUUGUUCAGAGUGGUCUCGGGGCUAAUGUGUUUGUCCAAAGUUCCUUGGUUGACAUGUAUGUCAAAUGUGGAGACCUUAAUAGUGCAAAGAAGGCAUUGAGAAGCAUGGAGGUUGACGAUGUUGUUUCUUGGAACUCCAUGAUUGUGGGUUGUGUAAGGCAGGGGUUUGCAGAAGAAGCUUUGUCCUUGUUUAAAGAUAUGCAUUCAAGAGAAAUGAAGAUUGAUCAUUUUACGUAUCCAUCUGUUCUAAACUCCUUUGCUGCGAUGAAGGACAUGAAAAAUGCAAUGUCUAUCCAUUGUUUGAUAAUCAAGACUGGUUUUGACGUUUAUCAACUUGUGGGAAAUGCUCUCGUUGAUAUGUAUGCUAAGCAGGGGAACAUAGAUGCUGCGGUUGAGGUGUUCAAGUGUAUGUCAAACAAGGAUGUUAUCUCAUGGACCUCCCUGAUCACAGGCUAUGUACAUAAUGGCUCUCAUGAAAAAGCACUUAGAUUGUUCUGUGAGAUGAGAACUGCAGGGAUCUAUCCCGACCAGUUUGUAAUUGCCAGCGCUUUGAGUGCCUGUGCCGAACUGACAGUUCUGGAAUUUGGCCAACAAAUUCAUGCAAACUUUAUAAAGUCCGGCCUUCAAGCCUCCUUAUCAGUAGAUAAUUCCUUUGUAGCAAUGUAUGCAAAAUGCGGGUGCAUAGAAGACGCCAAUAGAGUUUUCGACUCUAUGCAAGUUCAAGAUGUGAUUACUUGGACAGCUUUGAUAGUUGGUUAUGCCCAGAAUGGUAGAGGAAAGGAGUCCCUAAAGUUUUAUGAUCAAAUGAUUUUAGCUGGCGCAGAACCGGACUUCAUUACCUUUAUUGGCUUAAUAUUUGCUUGUAGCCAUGCUGGUCUUCUGGAAAAAGGUCGGUACUACUUUGAAUCGAUGAGUAGGGUUUAUGGAAUACAACCAGGUCCGGAGCACUAUGCAUGCAUGAUUGACCUCUUGGGGCGCUCAGGGAAGCUUAAUGAGGCCGAAGCAUUAGUUAAUAAAAUGGUUGUGGAACCAGAUGGAACUGUAUGGAAGGCACUGCUUGCUGCAUGUAGAGUGCACGGGAACAUAGAACUUGGAGAGCGGGCAGCAACAAACCUUUUCAAAUUGGAACCUCUAAAUGCUGUGCCUUAUGUUCAGUUAUCGAACAUGUAUUCUGCGGCUUCUAGAUGGGAAGAUGCUGCAAGAAUCCGAAGAUUGAUGAAAUCAAAGGGAAUUCUUAAGGAGCCUGGAUGCAGCUGGAUUGAGACGAACAGCCAAGUGCAUACCUUUAUGUCUGAAGAUAGAAGCCAUUCGAGGACGGCUGAAAUAUUCAAGGUUGAUGAGAUCAUGAUGUUGAUCAAGGAAGCUGGAUAUGUGCCAGAUAUGAAUUUUGCGCUUCAUGACAUGGAUAAAGAGGGAAAAGAGCUUGGCCUAGCGUAUCACAGUGAGAAGUUGGCUGUUGCUUUCGGGCUUCUCACCACACCACCAGGGGCACCAAUCCGAAUUUUUAAGAAUCUCCGGGUUUGUGGAGAUUGCCAUACUGCAAUGAAAUUUAUAUCAAAGGUCUAUCUUCGGCAUAUUAUAUUAAGAGAUUCAAACUGUUUUCAUCAUUUCAAAGAAGGGAACUGCUCUUGUGAUGAUUACUGGUAGAAGAUUCGUCUGUCAACUCCAAAUGGCUCGUUCUUGGUGCUCUUUCUAAAGCUGGUCCACUUGCAAUACUUCAAAGGUUAGGUUCCAUCGACACCCUCAAUCCUGUUACGAUCAAAUGAACAUCGACUUAAAUGUUGCUGUGGGAGUUCGAGUCGUGUACCUUGAAAGUGACUUGCAGCUCCUAAUAUCAAAGUUUAGCGAACGUCGAUGUCAUCUCCGUACAGAGACGCAGGUUCUUCGGAAGGAAAUAUACGGAAGGUGUAUAAUGUUAAAUGAGACUUGAGUUUAGUUUCAGAGGGUGUUUCAAGCAUGAUGUUUUUCGCUCGAAGAUUAGUAGAACGAACAUACAGAUCUACCACCGAAAGAGAAGCAAAUGAAGAAAGGCUAGUCGGAAAAUCCACUCAAAGAUUUGAAUCUCUGUAAUAGUGGAACAGCAGGCAAUGAGAACCUGAUUUCAUCUAAAUGAUCCCAUUUAGUCUC